AUGUGUGCAGUGCACAAGGUCUUGGAAAACACCAUCUUUGAUCGGCUUAUCAAACUGCGCGAAGAAACCACCCGUGAUGAACUAGCCGGCCACGAGCCUUACACCGAUGGUAAUGAAGAAAAUCUCGUUCACGUAACCGAGGACAUGAAUGAAAGAACAACAGCUGCUUUCGGAACACCAACUGGUGUUUCGUUGAAUCUGGAAAGUGAAAUAAGGCAAAAGAGUGUUGAUAAUAUCAUGCCAAGAACAGUUAAGAUGUAUGCCGACGACGUGGACGGUCCCAGACUCAAACUUUCAAACUAA
This is a messenger RNA of Necator americanus (New World hookworm), 303 nucleotides long. RefSeq lists its product as uncharacterized. The transcript has a single exon. Bases 1 to 303 code for a protein of 100 amino acids. The record is from RefSeq and is a predicted model, not a curated record. Lineage: Eukaryota; Metazoa; Nematoda; Chromadorea; Rhabditida; Ancylostomatidae.